AUGAGAGUCACCCAGCCAUUUCUCGCCAAAAGUUUCCUGGCGCGGAGCUUGGACGAGCUUAAGAGACGUUCUAGUAUAGCAUGGAAUUUAGACGCCGUCAAGGGUCCCUCGGGCCCUCGCGAGCUUUACGACUUCUCUAGCACCGAUUCUGUAAACAGCUGUAUUAUCAUGUCCGACGCAUUGAUUGGUGGUGCCUCUUCAAGCCAGCUCGACUUCAUCUCUAAUUCAUCCUCACCAUCCGUGCAGACUUCAACUUCGCCAACCUCAUACGCACGCUUCCAUGGGUGCAUUUCGACAUCACUACCCUCAGAUCGCUUGGCAAUUCAGCGAACAGGCUACGCUGCGUUUCGAACUCCAGAUCAACCCCCCACAGUUUUUGGUCGCUCUAUUUGGGAUAUUGAUCCUUACACAUAUCUCGCGUUACGGGUCAAGUCUGAUGGCAGAGCCUACUACGUCAAUGUACAAACGGAGAGUGUCGAGCCCACAGAUUUGCAUCAGCACAGGCUGUUUUCAAAACGACCUGGGCAAUGGGAGACUAUUUUGAUACGAUGGAAUGACUUUGUACGCACAAACCAUGGCUUUGUCGUGGAGCCACAAACAGAGAUCCUCAGGCAAAAGGUUCACAGCGUGGGAAUUGGACUGACGGAUCGUGUCGAAGGGCCUUUCGAGCUCUGCAUUGAGAGAGUUUGGGCGACCAAUGGGUUGGAAGAACGAGGUAAAGAACCGGACCACCAAGAUGGGGAACUAAAGAACAAAAAGGGUGAGAAGAUCCAGUGGUGA
Molecule: messenger RNA, 780 nt
Organism: Trichoderma gamsii
Lineage: Eukaryota; Fungi; Ascomycota; Sordariomycetes; Hypocreales; Hypocreaceae
Product: complex I intermediate-associated protein 30, mitochondrial
Exons: 2
Coding region: 1-780 (259 amino acids)
Biological process (GO): mitochondrial electron transport, NADH to ubiquinone; mitochondrial respiratory chain complex I assembly
Cellular component (GO): mitochondrion
Source: RefSeq, a predicted model, not a curated record